CUUGUUUCCUGCCUAGCGCCAAAUUUAUUAAAUAAACCGAAACUUCCACCGCUUUCAAUCUCUCUUGCUCCUCUUUCACCGAAGAGAGCAAAAGCGAGGGAAAAACAUGUCAGAUUCACAGUCGAAUUCAGAGGUUUUCAGCGUUCGAAUUGUCUCCAUCGACCAUUACAUGGCACCGCCAAUCCCAGACGCCGAUAUCUGUUAUAGUAGCUUCCAUGGUGGAAAGGUGAAUGAGGUGCCUGUAAUAAGAGUGUAUGGUUCUACUCCCGCUGGCCAGAAGACUUGCUUGCACAUUCAUCGAGCUUUACCCUAUUUAUAUGUGCCGUGUUCAGAUAUACCACUCCAACUAGACCAAGGUGAUGCAUACACCUAUAAGGUGGCUGCUUCUCUCGAGAGAGUCUUAAAGCUUAAAGGCAGUGCUGGUUCAACAAGACAACAUGUACAUGGAUGCAGCUUUGUACGAGCAAGGAAAUUUUAUGGCUAUCAUUCAUUUGAGGAGUUAUUUGUAAAGAUAUACCUAGUAAGCCUUGACUGGUGCUUAAGAUAUUAUCCGCAAGAUGUCUCCCGUGCAGCUACUCUUCUCUUGGCUGGAGCUGUUCUUGAUAAAAGUUUACAGCCUUAUGAAUCACAUAUUCCCUUUAUUCUUCAGUUUCUGGUUGAUUAUAACUUGUAUGGCAUGGGUCAUUUGCACCUAUCAAAGAUGAAGUUCCGCCACCCUAUACCUGACACUUGUGAGAAAUUUAAUAUCGAAAGCCAGCAGCAGCAUAGAAAGGCAGAUACAGAUGGUCAUGCAUGUUCAGAGUCAAGAUUGUGGAUGUCUUCCAUGGUCCCAUCUGAGUGGAUGUGGUCUCUCCCAAACAAAUUCAGUGCCUUGUCAAAUGAUGAGGCUCACUGUCCUAAACGCCAAAGCACCUGUGAGCUUGAAGGAGAUACUUCUGUAGAUGAGAUUCUUAAUCAGCAGUUUAAAAUGUAUUCAUCUCUUUCACAAACAUGCUCAGAUGUCAACAUGGUUCAGUCACUUGUACCAAUAUGGGAGGAACAGCAGAAACGGACUGGAAUUCAGGAGACUACCAUGCCUUCUGAUCCUUGCAAACCACUUCCACAAGAUGUUAUGAAACUUUUCUCUGUUGGUCUUGACUUCGAGAAAAAAAUUAUUGAAUUGUGCUGUGAAGCUGAAACCUCUUUAUUUUGUACUCCUUCUGGGAAGGAAUUGAGAGAAACAGACAUAAUAGGAUCGGCAUCUCCACCAGCUUCAUUAUGCAAAAAUGCCUUGAAUUGUUGCAGAGAAACAGACAUAAUUGGCUCAUUAUCACCACCAGCUUCAUUAUGCAAAAAUGCCAAAUUGCAUGAGGAAGGGAAUGACACAAGUCUUGAAAUGUUGACCAUGGAUGAAAUCCGAUCAUCUGAAAUGAUUGGAACGUUGGACAUAAAGGCUGCUGAUAAGGAAGCACAAAAUCUUCUAAAGUGGCUUGCAACUUCUCAAGCUGCAGAGGAUAUAAACUCUGAUGAUGAACUUGUUUAUGAAACAAUCUUGACUCCCUUGUUACCUGCUGCAACAAUUGAUAAGGUGCUGGAAGAAGCUAAUAUGGCUUAUGAGAAUGAGUCCCAAAAGGAGUGUCAGGAUAUUCUUGAUUCAAUUGAUGAUAUGCAUGUGUUGGAGUUACCAGUGGAAAAGCGUUCUCAUUCCUUUGAUCACAAUGGUUCUAUUGGAGCUUCAUCAAACAGUAUGCUACCCCAAGUUGAUGGUUCUAAUGAUGAUGAGUUCUCAAGUCCACGCGGUGGUUUCUCUGGAACCUCUUCUCUAGUUGAGAUAAAUAGUGAAUACAAAAGGGCUUCUGAGUACCACGUACAGCACAAUACUGACACAAGUACAGUUAGUAAAGAUAAAAGGAAUAAACAAUGGGGGUCUUUGCCUUUUUCCAUGAUGGAUAAGGUUAAUGAUGUUGGAGAGCAUGCUACUUUACUUGAGACUCAUCCAUUUGAAAGUGAGACCGGAGAUUCUGCUCACUCAGGUUACUUAAACACUAAUGAGGUUAGAAAUAGUGCUUGUAUUAUAAGGAACAACGGCAAAGAUACUUCAGAUUCAAACUACUCUUUGCGGGAAUUGAUGAGGCGAAAGCGAUCCUAUCGUGUUGAACAAGCUGAAUUUGAGUCUGGAACUACUAAAAAGCUUCUUUUGGACAAGCAUAGGGAGCCAAAUACAUGCCUUUGGCAAAACCAACUGGAUUUAAAAACAGUGCAAACUGAUGAAGAAGAAAAGGAACACCAGAAGAGUUGUGGCCGCAAAGUUAGCAAUCAUGUUAAUUUAGUGCAUGGGAAACUGCCUCUUCCAGCUGUCAAUGAUAGUUUUUUACAAGCUACGAUGCCAAAAGGCGUAUGUUUUAGUCCGCAUGAAAUGGAAGGUGUAGAAGCAAGUAAAGUGUUGAGGAACUGUUCAAAGGGAGGGUCUUCUUUAAUGCAUGGUGGACCUGAAAAUUUUCAUUUUAUUGAUUCCAUAGACCAAUCUGUGGCUUGCAUGGGUGAAAACCAUAAAGUUGGCACAGCUUUUACAAAACCUAUGGCUUCUGAUGCCUGUACCCAAAAUCAUUUGUUAGACACUCGGUUAAGAACAUCUGCUGUUCAUACAGUCAGAGCUCCUGAGAGAAGUUUACAAACCAAUUCUUCUGCUUCAAGUAGUGUGCAGAGCUCAUUCAUUGAUAAAAAUUCUGGCAAAUAUAAUUGCAUGGGUCAAAGUUCUGAUGGAAACAUAUCUUUUGUGCAACAUGAUCAGAUGAUGUUUUAUGAGAAUUCCGUGGACAGAAGUGCUGCAAAUGAUAUGCAAGUAUUGUUAAGUGAAAAAGUGGAUAAUCAAAAGAUGGAUGAAAAUUUGUUGCAUGACACUAUUGGUUCUGAACCCACCGACCUAAAGGGUAGUCACAUGAAAUUAGCUGAAGGCAAGAACCCCCUGGAUGAUAAGAAUCUUGAGAGUACUUUGUCCUUGCCAACCACCUCUAAUACCAAUUUACAUUUGGAUGAGGACAGCUGUGAUGAAAUGCCAGGGAAUGCUCUGGAUGUCUUUCCUCCCAUUUCUGCGAGGGAUUCUCUGAAAGAGAUGGAAACUUGCAACAAGUAUGGUCCAAUUAAAACACUUACAUCUAAUGGGAUGAAGGGUGUCAUCACUCACUAUCAAAAUGAUGGCUCUCACCUCUACCUAUUAACACCUAAUAUUUUGCCUCCUCCUGCAGAUACUGUGCAUAGAUGGCUAUGUUGUGAUGAAAGAGAAAUAGAUGCAGAGGACAAGGGUGUACCUAAAUGUGCUACUGAGACUGCACCUCUUCUUAUGACUAAGCUGUAUCAAGAUGCUGAUACAGAAAAGAAGCCUCCAUGCACUGGAAAAGGACAAACAGAAAGAGUGAAAACAUGCCUAGAUGACUCGCAAGAUAUUUCUCAGAUAUCAGGUCCCGAUGGAAAAUCAAGUUUUACCCCUCUGAGUCAAAUUGGAUUUCGAGACCCUGCAAGUGUUGGCUGUGGACAGCAACUUACAUUACUUAGUAUAGAGAUUCUUGCAGAAUCUAGAGGAGACCUUUUACCUGAUCCUCAAUUUGAUGGCAUCAACAUUGUAGCUCUUGGUUUUCAGAAUGACGGUGAUUCUAUUGUUGAAGUUCUUGUUCUUUUACAUAAUAAAUCUGGUCCUUGUCAGAGAAGUUUCGAUGGUCUAUCUGGCUGUAAAAUAUUGGUCUUUACUGAUGAGAAGCUCUUGUUAAAAGAAUUUAUAAAGAUUGUGUCUUCAUCUGACCCAGAUAUUUUGAUGGGUUGGGAUAUUCAAGGGAGUUCUCUUGGCUAUCUAGCAGAAAGGGCGUCACAUCUUGGUUUGGGAUUACUUAAUAAUCUGUCUCGCACUCCAUCUGAGUCUUUGAUUGCUUCUGAAGAUACCAAAUCUUCAGAAAAAGAUAUCUUGGAACUGGACAUCCAUGAUACCCCUAAUCUUGAUUGUUGUGUGCCAGAAAAUUCAAUAAUUGAGGAUGAAUGGGGGCGGACACAUGCUAGUGGAGUUCAUGUAGGUGGCAGAAUUGUCCUCAACGUAUGGCGAUUGAUACGUGGAGAAGUUAAGUUGAAUUUAUAUUCAGUUGAAGCUGUUGCUGAAGCUGUAUUGAGGCAGAAAAUUCCUUCUUUUCACCAGAAGGUGCUGACAAAAUGGUUUUCAAGUGGUCCUGGACGUGCAAGAUAUCGAUGUAUCAAAUAUGUUACAGAGAGAGUAAAGCUGAACCUUGAGAUAUUAAACCAACUUGAUAUGGUGAAUCGGACAUCGGAACUUGCUCGUGUCUUUGGCAUAGAGUUUUUUUCUGUUCUCUCUAGAGGAUCACAAUACCGUGUUGAAUCCAUGUUUCUGAGGUUGGCCCAUACACAAAACUAUCUUGCCAUCUCACCUGGAAAGCAACAGGUUGCUUCUCAACCUGCAAUGGAGUGCCUACCCCUAGUAAUGGAACCGGAAUCUGGAUUUUAUUCAGAUCCUGUUGUUGUGCUUGACUUCCAGUCUUUAUAUCCAUCCAUGAUAAUUGCAUACAAUCUUUGCUUUUGCACUUGUCUUGGUAAAGUUGUGGCACAAAAGGCCAACACACUAGGGGUUAGUUCAUUCUCACCAGAGCAGCAUGUUCUGCAGGAUUUAAAGGAUCAAAUCUUGCUCACUCCGAAUGGUGUUAUGUUUGUACCUUCCAAGGUUCGAAGAGGUGUACUUCCGCGCUUAUUGGAAGAAAUCUUAACAACUAGAAUAAUGGUAAAACAAGCAAUAAAAAAGUUGGCACCUUCAGAGCAAGUUCUUCAGCGGAUAUUUAAUGCAAGACAGCUUGCUUUGAAGCUCAUAGCGAACGUAACAUAUGGUUACACUGCUGCUGGAUUUAGUGGUCGCAUGCCCUGUGCAGAACUUGCUGACAGUAUUGUUCAGUGUGGCCGUAGUACACUGGAAAAAGCUAUAUCAUUUGUAAAUCUACACGAAAAGUGGAAUGCUAAAGUUAUUUAUGGAGAUACUGAUAGUAUGUUUGUCCUCCUUAGAGGGCGCACUAUAAAAGAGUCUUUCCAAAUUGGAAAUGAGAUUGCUUCUGCUAUCACUGCUAUGAAUCCUAGCCCUGUCACCCUGAAGUUGGAAAAAGUUUAUCAUCCGUGUUUCCUCCUUACUAAGAAACGAUAUGUUGGCUACAGUUAUGAAAGCCCUGGCCAAAUUGAACCUGUUUUUGAUGCUAAAGGUAUUGAGACAGUACGCAGGGAUACGUGUGGUGCAGUUGCAAAGAUAAUGGAGCAGUCUUUGAGACUCUUUUUUGAGCAUCAUAAUUUAUUGGAGGUGAAGGUUUAUUUGCAACGUCAGUGGAAGAGGAUUCUUUCUGGCAGAUUCUGCCUUAAAGAUUUUAUCUUUGCAAAGGAGGUUCGCUUGGGUACCUACAGUGCAAGAAUCUCAUCACUUCCUCCUGCUGCAAUUGUGGCCACUAAGGCAAUGAGGGUUGACCCUAGGUCAGAACCACGUUAUGCAGAGAGAAUACCCUAUGUUGUAAUCCAUGGAGAGCCUGGAGCCCGCCUGGUUGAUAUGGUUGUGGAUCCAUUGGAAGUUUUGGCAAUUGAUUCUCCAUUUAGAAUAAAUGAUUUAUAUUACAUUAAUAAACAAAUAAUACCAGCUUUACAGAGGGUAUUUGGGCUUGUUGGUGCUGACUUGAACCAUUGGUUUUCGGAGAUGCCUCGCCCCAUAAGGGAAGCUUCUGUAAAGCAUACAUUAACUUCAAAUUUCCAUCGAACCAGAAUUGAUUAUUACUAUCUUUCAAAACAUUGUGUGUUAUGUGAUAGGUUGGUCCAGGCAUCAGCCCGUUUAUGCAAUCAAUGUUCUGAAAAUGAAGUAGCUGCUGCGACAGCACUGAUUAGUAAGACAUCGAAGUUAGAGCAAGAGAUGCAACAUCUUGUUGCUAUAUGUCACCAUUGUGGAGGAGGGGAUAGGCUUCUCGAAAGUGGUGUGAAGUGCACGUCCAUUUCAUGCUUGGUGUUCUAUGAGAGGCGGAAGGUUCAGAAAGAACUGCUAGCUGCCACCCAUGUUGCCGCAGACAAAGAAUUGUAUCCGAGAUGCACAGUGGAAUGAUAAUCCCUCACUCUGUUAGGAAUGGCUUAUGGAUAUCGUUAUCGUCCUUUCUCUCUUCUACUAACCAGAACCCUCCAUCUCUCUUCUUCCAUAAACCCUAAACCCUCUUUCUCUUUCUCACUCUCCCACCUUCUCCCCAAACCUCUCUCCACCACCCCAGACUCCAACCCCAAACCCUCUUCCCUCUCCGCCCGUCUCAGCUUCGUCUUCGACCAAAUCGACGCCAUCGAAAAAGAGCGCUCACAAAAGCACGAAACGCUUCAGCGCAUUCGAGCCUGGCGCCAAUCCAAGGACACUCCCUCUCCGCCCCCUCAAAAUGAAGCCCAGCCGGAGUCGCCACUCUCCGCCGUCGACAGCCCGCCGGAGCCGCCUCCCAAGAAGGAGCUGGAGUUCGUGCACCCGUGGCCGGAGUGGAUCCAGUUGAUGGAGACGCUCGUGCACCAGAAUUACUUCGACCACAGAAGGAGGGAUGAGGAUAAAAUGGUCCACGAUUUGGGGUUUGAUCCCCCCGAGGUUGCUGAAGGAUUCGAUUUCACUAACGAUUUCAAGAGCGUUCAGAUGGCGUGUCUCAAUUUCGGGAGGGACCGGUUUGAUAUUUUGAGGUCCUUGUCGAGGAAGGAUAUUCAACUUUUGGUUGGUUAUGGAUGCCCUACUGUGGACAAAAGGGUGGUUUUCUCUGCUAAACUUUUAAGGAAGUAUGCUCAUCUUGACGAAGGAGAUGUCUGUAGUUCCUGCAGCUUGAGAAACAAUUGUGAAAGGGCGUAUCUGCUAACAAACAAAGAGGAUGAGGCACGAACUCUUGAUGUCAUGCGGCUCCUGCUGACUUUUGGUUUUGAUCCUGUUGAUGGAUCAGUCAUCAAUAAGUCACUUCUAAGGCAGAAGUCUGUGAAGACAGUGGUUCGUAAAUUGCUUCAUGAGGUUGUCAAGCUGGGUUCAGUUCCCAUUGAUCCAAAUCUCCCUCCUCCAGUGUUUAAAAAACCACCACCAAAAGUGAAACAACCUCCUCCUCCUCCAAAGAGGCGUGUUGGACGGGAUGAUGUUGAGAUGAAAAAAGGGGACUGGCUAUGUCCUAAGUGUGAAUUCAUGAAUUUUGCAAAGAAUACGGUUUGCUUACAGUGUGAUGCCAAGCGUCCUAAGAGACAGUUGCUGCCAGGAGAAUGGGAGUGCCCCGAAUGCAACUUCUUGAAUUACAGGAGGAAUGUGGUAUGCUUUCAUUGUGAGUGUAAACGCCCACCUGAUGAACUUCUGGAGAAUAAAAUGCAAGAUAGAACACACAGUUCCAGACCUAUGUUAGAUAAGAUGCCCAGCCGACAAGAGGUUUCCAAUGCAUGGAAUUUUGACUUUGAUGACAAUGAAUCAGAUGGUGCAGAUGUAGCUGCUUUUGAGUAUGCAGAUACUCGUGCUAUAAAUGAAAAUUUCUCUUCAGAUAAUAAUGAUCGACAUGGGAAUCAUAGGGGGUGGGAAGAUAAUUUUGAGAAAAACAGAAUUGAAGGGUCCCCUGAAGGAGAAUAUAGACCUAGAAUGGGGUUUGAUGAUUUUGAAGAUGAGGAUGAUAUAGAUAGUUAUGAACUAGAAACUACUCAAAAUAGUAGUAGAAGAACUGAAACAUCUAUAAAUAAUUUCUCUGAAGCUGAAAACUUUUCAGAAUCAGAAGAUAUUGAAGGCAGUGAUGAUGAAAUGCAUGCACGCCAUAAAACAGCUUCUGAAAGAAGUGUACAGUCCCGGUCAAUUCGCAAAAAUACAUCUUUUUCAAGAUUCAAGGAUGAUGAACAUGAUUUUGUUACAGAUGAACAACUGUCCGUCCUUUCCAACUUCAAAUCUGGGCACGUUUCUGCUGCUGACCAAAAAAGAAAAGGCAGAGGAUCAGCCAAGAAAUUAAGCUUUGGUUCUGAAUCUGAGGAAGACAUUAGUGCUGGCUUAUACUCUGAUGAGGAUGAGGCAUAUUCAUUCAGAAAAAAUAAAGGGAACAAAUUUGAUCCAUCCAGACAAAAUAAGGGGAAUAGACAUGAUUCUGGGAGAAGCAGCUUUGCCAAAAACCGGAAAUCUGGAUCUAUUGGUGGUCGCCAAGCAAAUAUGUUCAGUUAUGAUUUUGAUGGAUCAUCCCAACAGUCUUACAGGAAUGGUAGGGGUUCUAAGCGAAAUGACCGAGGUUCUAAGGGAAAUGAUCGUUGGAAGAGUUUUGAUGAUUUUGACCGGGGUUCUAAAGGAAAUGACCGUUGGAAGAGUUUUGAUGAUUUUGAUGGUCCGUCUCGACGAUCAUAUGGUGAUGGCAGAGGGUCCCGAGGAAACAACCGUAAUGGAUCAUCCCGGCAGUCAUAUGGGAAUGGCAGAGGGUCCAGAGGAAAUGACCGUCAUCGGCAUAAAUUUGAAGACAGGGAGCAUGGCACAGGACAAUUUAAUAAAUAUAGUGUGGAUGAAAAGGGAUUUGAGGAAUUUAGAAAUAGUAGGCGUGUAAUUGAAAGAUAGCGACGCAACUCCAUGAACAAAAUUUUGUUUUUCAGUUCGUCGUUGCAUAUACUGCUGAUUGCUAAACUUAAAUGUGGUACAAGCCUCCAAAGAUCAGUCAGUAUCAUGAUAUCAUUUGAUGUUAAAAAUACUAUUCAUUUUAACCAUUACACUAUUUAUUAUGUUUAUUUUAUUAUUUUUGCAUUAUAUUUCAAGAUAUUCAUAAUCAAA
This is a messenger RNA of Cajanus cajan (pigeon pea), 8770 nucleotides long. RefSeq names its product recovery protein 3 (gene REV3). Gene Ontology annotation, cellular component: nucleus; zeta DNA polymerase complex. Gene Ontology annotation, biological process: error-prone translesion synthesis; double-strand break repair via homologous recombination. Lineage: Eukaryota; Viridiplantae; Streptophyta; Magnoliopsida; Fabales; Fabaceae. The record is from RefSeq and is a predicted model, not a curated record. Gene Ontology annotation, molecular function: nucleotide binding; DNA-directed DNA polymerase activity; DNA binding.